AAACAUUAGAAAAUGGAAGAUAGUGAAGUACGUUGGAGAAGGAAGGGAUAUUUGUCAGUCACACUCCUCAAUUUCUAAUUCCAGCGCUCUCUCUCUCUCUCUCUCUGUCCUUCGUUCUUCUCCACACUCUUCACACAGCACAUGUUACUAACUUCUUAACACACUGACACAAACACCAGUCUCAGGUGCUCUUCACUCAUCUCAUAUCAUCAUUCUCAACACACGCAAACCAACAGUUUCAAUGCAGGAAAUACAUUCCAUCGGAGGACCCACCUUUUUCGCCGCACCCGGAGACAGAAGGCUAAGACCCCACCACCACAACCACAACCACAACCACAACCACCAAGCCUUGAAGUGUCCACGCUGCGACUCUCUCAACACUAAGUUCUGUUACUACAACAACUACAACCUCUCCCAACCCCGCCACUUCUGCAAAAACUGCCGCCGCUAUUGGACCAAAGGCGGCGUCCUCCGCAACGUCCCCGUCGGCGGAGGUUGCCGUAAAUCCAAACGGGCAAACAAGAUCUCCAAAAAUUUAACCUCCUCCGAUACCCCCGCCGCGACGACCACCGCGCCGCCGGCCGAGCCGGAGCUCAAGUCCAACUCUCAUUCAAGCAGCGAGAGUUCAAGCCUCACCGCCGCGCCCACCGCGACGGAGGCGGUGUCGGCGCCGUCAACGUUGAAGACUGAUUCCAACAAUAGCAUUCAAGAGUCGAAGUUGUUGAUCCCUGUGGAGCCUGUUUUGGAACAGGGUUCUCUGGAACAAGGAACAGGGGACUGUGGUGGGAUUUUCUCCGAGAUUGGAACCUUUACGAGCUUGAUCACUUCUGCUAACGAGGCAUUGGCGUUUGGGUUCGGUAACGGUGUUCCUGAUGCGUCAUCGUUUCAGUGGCAGCAGCAGAAGGUGAUGAGCAUCAGUGGGGAGCCUCAUCCACAUGAAGAGGAUUUGAAGUUGCCGGAGAGUCUCGCUGGUGGCUCUUUGCUUGAUCAUAGCGUUGAUUUGUCGGGGUUGCACGGUAAGAGCGCUCACGGAGGAUUUGGAUCGCUGGAUUGGAACGGCGGUGCAGAUCAAGGGGAACUGAGUCGGAGUGAGUAUAUUACAAGACUCUAUGUGUACAACUCUGGCGAUGAUGUUAAUGUUCAUUCUUUGAUAUUCUGCCAACAUAUUUGCCACGAUCUUUGCCCUUUAUAUUAGUUACGUACCAUUGCUCCUGCUUCUUUAGAUGGAUGUAUCUGUGCUCUCCUUAAUACCAAUCAAGGAAUGUUUUUACUCCACUGGAGUGCCAUCAUUUGGACUUGGACGAGGUUUUUAUCUACUCCGGCCUCAACUGCAAAUCCAUAUUCAGCAGAAUCAUCAAAGUCAAAUGUUAUUAAUGCUCUAGUUGCUUCACCCUGUUGAGUAUAUAUGCCUAUGGUGUUGUAUGGACUCUUACAAUAUAUGCGUAUUCUAAGUUAGGAACUAGAGUUUUUAAGUACUGCCCAUCAAUUGUGGUAUGAAGACAUGGAUUUUAUACGAUGUGUAUCAAGUGAAGGUAUUCAGAGAAUUUGUAAGCAUAUUUACUUCUGGCAGGGCACAUGCUGAUAUACAUCGAUUUCAAUUUCAUGGAUUACU
Abrus precatorius (Indian licorice) is the source of this 1612-nucleotide messenger RNA. RefSeq names its product dof zinc finger protein DOF5.4. The record is from RefSeq and is a predicted model, not a curated record. The transcript has 2 exons. The coding region runs from base 242 to 1195 and encodes 317 amino acids. Lineage: Eukaryota; Viridiplantae; Streptophyta; Magnoliopsida; Fabales; Fabaceae. Gene Ontology annotation, biological process: regulation of DNA-templated transcription. Gene Ontology annotation, molecular function: DNA-binding transcription factor activity; DNA binding.